Messenger RNA from Miscanthus lutarioriparius, 963 nucleotides. NCBI's taxonomy places the organism in Eukaryota, Viridiplantae, Streptophyta, Magnoliopsida, Poales, Poaceae. The record is from the annotation of a GenBank genome assembly.
AUGCAUGCUACGAGUCUUAAUAACGAAACGGUGCGGGGCACCCUAAGCUGGUUGAUAGCUAAUCAUUCCUGUCCUACAACUGCAAAUGUGUCGGCUCCUGAAUGCCGCAGUACCCACAGCUCUUGCCUAGAAGACACUUCGUUGUUGCUUUAUGGCUGUGUGGAUGCUAAAGCUACUGAUCAUCUUACUAGUGGGUACACAUGCGAGUGCUCAGAUGGCUACCAAGGCAAUCCUUACGUCGGCGAUGAUGGACUCGAUGCAUGCCAAGAUAUAGAUGAGUGCACUUCUCCAGAGAGGUACAAUUGCUACGGUGACUGCAAGAAUACGCCGGGGAGUUUUAUUUGCAUGUGCCCUGAUGGCUAUGUUGGCAAUGCUUCUUUCCCAAAUGGAUGCCAAGAUAUAAAGGAAUGUGAAAACCCAGAAGCACAUUCAUGCUAUGGAACCUGCCAAAAUUUCCCUGGAGGGUUUCAAUGCCAAUGUCCUGAUGGAACUUAUGGAAAUCCGCGAAUAAAAGAUGGCUGCAUUAUAGUGAAAAGGAAGAAUUCAUUGACGGGAUUAAGCAUCGGGUUGGGAGUAGGUGGUGGAACAAGUCUUUUCCUAGCACUUGUUGCUCCCUUCAUAACACGUAAAAUUAAGUUGCAAAAGGUUAACAGCAAAGGUAUCAGACUUUGGAGCUUCAAGGUCAUGAAAGAAGAAGACAAAGAUGAGGCUAAACAAGUGGCAGCCAUAGCAGCAAUGUGCUUGAGGUUGAAGGGUGAGGAUAGGCCAAAGAUGCGGUACAUGGAGAUGAGGCUUCAAGGACUGCAGGGUUUAGACGUUUACAGUUACAGCUCUGGGAUGGAAGAGCAGCUGGGUGAUCUGAAUGAGUCAACAUUUCAAGGAGGCAACGCCGGCGUUGGCAACAACUAUAGCAGUAGGCAGUACAGUAUGGAGGAAGAGAUCUUGUUAUCAGCGAGCUUGUAA